AUUGAAGGCGGUUGCUUCUGCGGGCGCGUGCGCUAUCGUGCAGAAAGCGUUCAUAUGCUGCUCUCUGCGUAUUGCCACUGUACUAACUGCCAACGACUGACAGCUGGGACUGCCGUGCAUUCUAUCCAUAUCGAAGGAGAUGGUAAAUUUGACCUUCUUCGACCAGCGUUGGCAAUCGACGGCAAGAUCCAAGAAUUCCAUCUAUUCAGCAACACAAACAAAUUCCGCAAGCGCUGCGUAUUCUGCGGUACUCAAUUUGCGAGCUGGAAUGCGGACAAGAAAAAAUGGAGCAUUUGGGCCAGUACGGUCGACCGGGACAGCUCUGGCCAGAUUCCUGAGUGGUUGCGAGCUCAACACCACAUGUUCUAUGGCACACGCAGAUUCAGCGCCUUCGAUGAGCUUCCCAAAUGGAUUGGCUACCCAGAGAUAUCAGAGAGAGUU
This is a messenger RNA of Protomyces lactucae-debilis, 441 nucleotides long. RefSeq names its product Mss4-like protein. The transcript is spliced from 3 exons. Lineage: Eukaryota; Fungi; Ascomycota; Taphrinomycetes; Taphrinales; Protomycetaceae. The annotation marks the transcript as partial. The record is from RefSeq and is a predicted model, not a curated record. Gene Ontology annotation, molecular function: carbon-sulfur lyase activity.